UAUCGUUCGUGUCAGCUCUAUUUUCACAAAACGGCAAACUUACACAAAAAUACCACACACACCCGUUUAGGGCGGGUAAAGCUGGUGUGGGAGGGAGCGGGGGCUGGAAUGGAGAGUGGUGGGAGUGGUUGAUGUUCCUGAGGACAGCGGCAGUUACAAGCACGACGAUGUCAGCCGAGGACUAGAGCCACAAGCAACGGGACAACAUGAAGCGACCUGCUCCACUGCUGGCUGCUCUCGUCUUGAGCCACUCACUGCUGAUCGCAGCUCAAGACACCGUCAAGAAAGUCUGUGACGAGGGCUUUUUCGCUUCCAGUGAAGGGGGCGUCAGCACCUGUCGUCAGUGCGGGGUGUGUCCUGCAGGUUUCCUGACCACCUCGCCCUGUUCUGAAGAAGCUAACACUACUUGCAGCGCAUGCCCAGCAAACUACUUUUCCCCCGGAACCGGAAGUGACUGCACGCCAUGCACGGUGUGUCCCGCUGGCAAGUACGAGACUAGAGCGUGCUCCUCAGAACGGGACGCGCUGUGCCAGCCUUGUUCCCGCGGCCAUUUCUCCCAGUCCUCCUGGCCGGCAUGCAGGCGCUGCCGGAAGUGCCCUUCAGGGUUCUUUAAAAGCCGGAAGUGCACUCCUAGACACAACACCCUCUGCUUCCCUUGCAGCCUGUGCCCUGCGGGUCAUCAGGAGUCCAGCCCCUGCACGGGACUCGAAGACACUGUGUGUAAGUUGUGUCCCCCUGGUACCUUCUCGCCGGGAGGGGGCGCCAGCUGUCGCCCGUGCUCCACGUGCGAUUCUAGUCAAACGCUGGUCCAGAACUGCUCGGCGGUGAGUGACACGGUCUGCUUGCCAUGUGCGGAGGGCUUCUUCUUCAGCAACACCACUGGCGUGUGUCAGCGAUGCCGCAGAUGUCGCGCAGGCUCCGUGCUGCAGACGUCCUCCUGCAGUGGCGUCCAAGACUCGACUUGCUCGCCCUGCCCGUCUGGAACCUUCUCCAGCUCCGACAGGCGGCGCUGCAUCCCAUGCUCCUCUUGUCUUCCUGGAGAGCGCGAGCGUCGCGAGUGCACGAAGACCAAAGACACGCAAUGUGAACGGUGCAAGGGAGGUCACUUCGUCUCAGCGGACAACAGAACGUGCAGCCCCUGUUCGCGGUGCCCACCGAGCACAGAGACCCUCAGCCCCUGCACGCGCAAAAAGGACACGACCUGUAACGCAUGCGCAGAGGGCUACUACUCGCCGGGUUCAGGUUUCUCUUGUCGCCAGUGCUCGCUGUGCCCACCGGGCACCUACAUGGCCGGCCCCUGCACCCGGGAGUCCGACACCGUCUGCCACCCGUGCGCCGAGGGCACCUACAUGGCCACGUGGUCCUCGAGCCCUGCCCCCUGUCUCUCCUGCAGCAAGUGUGGAGCGCAGGAGGUCGUGCUGACUCCUUGCAGGUCGAACGUUGAUGUCAGGUGUGGAAGCUGCAGGAAAGGUGAAUUUAUCGACCCGCAAACUCACCGAUGCGUCAAGUGUUCUUACUGCUAUCCCAAGACACCCGGGGUGGCAGAAAGAGAACCGAGAUGCCAGGACGAGGAGCCGGACUGGCAAUGCCGACCACUCUCACAAACGUUUACAAACUCUAAAGCCGAUCUUCAAGCCCCACCCCCGCGAACACACACGGCCUUUGCCUCACAUGCGGAGACUGACCGGAAGAAGAACUUCCGCGCGCAUGCGCAGUUUGAGAACGACAAUGUGGUUCUCUUUGCCAUCCCAGUCGUCAUGGGCGUCACCACCAUCGCCAUCAUCGUUCUCCUCGUCGUGUGUUUCCACAGACAAUGCAAGAAGCGCCGGCUGCGGGGCGUCAACAACCACCGCUACGACAGCGUCUCCACCUGGCUGAGCAACGCCAGCGCGCAUUUGCCGGAAGUGACGUCAGACGCCAAGGGCGCCAGUCGCUUUUCUCUGCCAGUCACCAUCUUCACCAAGUCGGCUUCGUCGGAAUACUACAAAGUUCCAGACGGUUCCAUCGCGGUGUCGUUCGACAGGAUAGACCCUAAAGUGCUGCGCGAGUGUCACCAGAAGCUGUAUCUCAUGGAGUCGGGCACGUGCUGUCUGUACGAUAAGCCACAGCUGGUCGACUCAGGUACCUACCUGUACGAAACUGAUUCUGUUCAGAGAAGCAACGUUUCAUAAACGGUGGUUUCCUUAUCAAGUACCAGAGUUGAUAGAUGCUCACCAUAGCAACAGAUAUUGACAGAAGGAUGCGAACUUUGGCAGUGCUGUCUUUCCACAUUCCUGGCACGAUAGAUAUCUCCUUUAUCUCAAUGGCUAUGAAGAUGUCUAUCUUCUGGACAUUAUCCUGACAAUACCACAAUAUAGAUUGUCUACUCUGUCCGUCUGUGCCGUAGACGUCUUUCCAAGGCCUUGCGAAGAUGUCAUCCUCGGACGAAUAGCUAGCCUCCAUUCACACCCAGCCUUGAUACUGCCACUGAGCAUCUUGGUACCUGUCCGCCUCACCCACUCACACUCUACUUACAAGGUGGGCUGUUGGUGUACUCACCUGACCUUUGACAUGCCACCUCGUCCAGCUGUAACCGAGGGGAGAUGAAGGUGUCGUGAGGGAGGCCUCAAUGUCAAUGUGCUGUUUCUCGUUUGGCAUUGUUACCUGUGACACUGACUCAUUCAGCACAGUGUUACCUGUGACACUGACUCAUUCAGCACAGUGUUACCUGUGACACUGACUCAUUCAGCACAGUGUUACCUGUGACACUGAGUCAUUCAGCACAGUGUUACCUGUGACACUGACUCAUUCAGCACAGUGUUACCUGUGACACUAGACACUGUCUAUGAGGUCAGCGCACAGUUUUUCAUAACGAAUAUAUAUAUAUUGCACAUUUUUAUGUGAUAUCCUUCUAGAGGACAAUUUACAUCUUUGUUACUGGUAAUUUACUGGUAAUUUGAUCAGGUUUUUGAUUCGUCCAUAAAGUCUUUUUGCUUGUU
Messenger RNA from Pomacea canaliculata, 2978 nucleotides. RefSeq names its product laminin subunit beta-4-like. Gene Ontology annotation, molecular function: death receptor activity; coreceptor activity; nerve growth factor binding. NCBI's taxonomy places the organism in Eukaryota, Metazoa, Mollusca, Gastropoda, Architaenioglossa, Ampullariidae. Gene Ontology annotation, cellular component: plasma membrane; cell surface. Gene Ontology annotation, biological process: Rho protein signal transduction. The record is from RefSeq and is a predicted model, not a curated record. The transcript is spliced from 4 exons. Bases 207 to 2171 code for a protein of 654 amino acids.